GUUGUGUGGUGCUGUUACUGAAGACUUCAGUAGAAGCUCAGAUACCGGAAGGAAAUUCUACUGCCAAUGAGACGUCCUCGUCCUAUGGUACUACCCCAGCAGAGGCAACAAUAUACUUCCCAAAUAGCACAUCACUGACAAAUAAUGAUGGAUUUGAGGACACAACCAUCACUGUAGCAGACUUACGGAUAAGGACUACUGCACACAUCUCUCCUGAGACACGGGAGAACACACAAAUAUUUGCAGUUACUACUGAGAGUGAAGAUAGGCACCCAGCUAGCACUGCCACUACACUCACUGUCCCACCAGUGAAUCCAGAAGAAGAUGAGGAAAAUAAUGCACAUUCAUUUGUGGAAAAUUCUUCGAGUACUAAUUCACCUGCUAUUGAAUAUACUGAGCACCUCUCUCCUACCACCCCAGAGAAUACUGUAAGAAAUACUCCUACUACACUUCCUUAUUCCUCAAGUACCAUGUUUGUAGAAGAUGCCACAGUAGCUGAAACAGUAACUGAGGCCUCUUCACCAGUUUCUUCCUCUGAAAACCUUUCAGUUAAAGAAUUAACUUUUAUAAACACCAAUGAUGAGUUAAUAACUUCUACAGAGCCUCCACGCAUCACUGCCAGCUUUUCAGAAACAUCUUCAGGAGAUAGUGAUCAUUCAGAAUCUGGCACACUUACCACUUUAACUGCACUACCUGUGAACUCUACACUUGCACCAAGUGGUUCUCCACUCAUUCCGGAGGCACUGCCUACCACAGUGCCACCUUCCACAGUGCCACCUUCCACAGUGCCACCUACAACAGUGUCACCUAUAACAGUGUCACCUACAACAGUGUCACCUACAACAGUAUCACACACAAAUGAUUCCAGUCCCACUUCAUCUGGCCCUGUCAUCACUCCUGUCACUGAUGGUAGCACAGGUAGCAGCUGUGGGGAUGCUGAUGUGAAUAAGUUGUUGUUGGUGCUGGCAGUGGCAGUGACGGCAAAUGUGUUGGCAGUGAUACUGACAGCUGUGUGUGUCUACCGCAUAGUGUCUCGCAAAGUCUCCUGGGAUCCUCCACCCAUACACUACAAUCGAUCAAAGCGGGGAGAGCAUGUCAGGCGGCAGUGUUGUCCUCACUCAGGACUGCAUCUGGCUUCUGACAGAGAGUGUAAGGCUGGCGAGGGUGGAGGAGCACCUGCUACCCACAUCCCUAUCCUCAUCACCAAUGAGGAUGGCUGGUGUGUUCCCUACAGUGAGCAGGAUAACAAGAAGAAAGGAAAUGUCACAGAGGAUACUGGAGUAUGAGUCAAGGAAGCACCCUUGCAUAAAGUUAUCAGCAUGGGAUGAAGGUAAUAAAAAGGGAUUUUGUAAAUGUAUUUACAGCAGGAGUAAGUUAUAGAAACUAAUGAUUCAGGUGCAGAAAUAAGUUAUGUACUUAUGCAGUAUAUGGGAAUCUUGCAAAAUGCCAUGUACGUAUAUAAUGUACAACACAAAUGUAUUGUAGUUAUUAUAGUAAAUUACUCGUGUAUAGGUUGACUCCUGACUUUUUCUUUCAAAAAAAUCUUUCUUUUUUUGUGUGUAUAAAUAACCACUAGUUGAAAAGCAUAACAUUAUUUAAAAAUUAAGUACUCUACUGUGAUUUAUCCUGGAAUACUGGUUACUACAAUGGUCAAGGUUUGUUACAUUGUUCAGCGAGCUAUUGGCCUUUGUGCAUGCACUGUUGCAUUCACAUAGUAUGUACUAAAUAAAAUAUGGGGCAGAGUAUGUCACAUGUUCCUUUAGAGAUUAAGGCUGUUGUAAAAUAUAUAGGAACCCCUUGUUUGACUAUAAUGUUACAUUCUGCAAAAUGUGUUUAAUCAAAUUUAUGCUGUAUUAAAACAAAAUCAGGACUGUAGUCAGGCUUAUGUCUUUAGGGAGGCAUCCAAAAAAUUGUUGGAGAGGAAAAUUAUUAUUUUAUGUGGUGAAAACUCUUCCCAGUAUUCUAUCUUGCUGUAGUAAUGUAGUGAUGAUAAAACUUAAGACACAUUUGGGUACUAAUUUGAGACUUUAAUUAUGUACAGUAGUACUUGAUUUUAAGAAAUUAAAGGAAAUAAAUAGUAAUUUUUUCUUAUGCAUAUCAGAAAAUACCAGUGUGUGUAUUAAAAAUACCUCUUAAAAAGCACAAAAUGAAAAUGCUGUAUGGAACGGAACAAGAAGGAUAGAAAAGAAUGGAAAUGGGUGAAUAAGGUGGGGAUGAUAGGGAAAAGGUAAGUGGCCCAACCACUUUUGAUUUUUACCUAACUUGUGAAUGUGAAAUUCAUUUUAUGUGAUAGUGAAAUUUGGAGAGGAUGCAUCUCUUGCUGCCCUGCACAGACACAUGUACACAGGAGGUGUCUAUAUGGAUGGAUAUUACCUCCCCCCCCCCCAACCCCUUCCAUGAAGUAGAAGUUGCUGGUGGUGCAGGGGCGUAGGUCAGGAGGCUUGAGGGUGCUAGGUGGUUGUGCUAGAGGCUGGCUGCCUGGUACUUGCCGGGCAUAAUUUUCUGCCUUCAGCAGACACUUUGGAACAGUAUCCUACCCAUUGUGGACUAUGGAUGUUGGCGAGUUCAGAUGUUCAUUGGUGUCACAGUGGUUGUGGUGUUUUAGCUAUUUUGUACAUAGACUAGUGCAAGUGUAAUAAUUCAGUCUAAUAUCUCCUGGAAGAUCAGUCAGUGUCUGUGGCACUCUUUGCUGUAAUGUCAUCCUGUGUAUUCUGUGAGGGGGAGAGGGUUAACAGAUCCCAUAAUCUGUAGUGUUGAUCAUCUGGGGAGGAUUUGCCAUACCAUGAAGAUGGUGCUUCUCGAGUGUGUAUAACCUGACAUUCAUUUCAUCGACCCCAUGCUGAACUUGGAUGUCCUCUAUUCUGACUUGGCUGAGUGCAAUAAAUGAAUUGGAGGGUGCUGCUAGACUUGGGUAUGAGUGAUAGUGGUGUGUAUGGGUAUUAGAGUAUUGAUCACAUCAUCAUCUUGUAGAGGUGUUUCUUAAUAUGUGUUAGGAGCUGGCAAUAUCUAAACAACUGGAAGAGAUGGGCUUUUGCUACAUUUACCCUUUUGAUGAUGUGGAGUGCAAUAGCCAGUCUGUUUUGUAGCCCAGGAUCUUGUUUGAGUUUUUGAUAGCAAUGGGAGUUUCCCUGAUGAUUCCUUCAUUGUUUUCUAUCGAUGUGGGGUAACACCUGAGGCUGCUGAUUUGUACCUUGUCUGGGUUGGUGGCAAUUCAUUUCUUCUACCAGUUGGCCAUUCUUCUCAGCUCUUCAUUCAUCUUCUCACAUCACUUUCGUGUGUGUAUUGGCUCUGGAUGCCAGGUGGAGGUCAUGACAUGUAUUACAUCUUUAGCAUAUUGGGUGAUGGGGUGUCUGUGCUCUGGUUGUGGGAGGUUGCUGACAUAAAUGUUGAUAGUUUGGUUGGUAAACCCCAGCUGUGGGUGAGAAUGCCACCUCUGUUUUUUGGUUAAAGGUGGGGAUGAUUCUUCUCUUAGGAAGUUGUAGACCAGAUGUGAGAAAGUCCAGCUGUGGUGAGGGAAGUCAGGCAGUUUAAAUACAAGCCCAUCAGUAAUGCAGAGGUGAGGAACAACGUAAUACAUACUCUGAUGAAACCAUUAGUUUCCAGGUUUGCAUUUUAACCCCUUAAUGUAAGAUAUGCUUUUGUUAUACAAUACAUGCUAAUUUUCCACCAGCCCCAGGUAUUUGCUACAGACAUAGCAUUGUUACCCAGCCCCAAAGUACUGGUAUGUAUCAAGGCUUUUGUAGGCUUUCACAUCCUGUCCAGUGUAGGGAGAGAUCAUUCACACCCACUUCCCUUAGUGAUGUAAAUCACAAGUUUUUCUCAUAAUUUAUUCAAUGACACCCAACAUGGCCGACCAGUGUAAAUCAGCCAACUUUAGUUAUGUGACUGAAAAACCUCAGUAUUAAGUAUAUACAGCCUCUCGUCACUUAAUGACGGAGUUCUGUUUUUAAGACCUCGUCGGUAAAUGAAUUCGUCGGUAAGUGAGGAGCAUACUAUAAUGGUAGUGGGUUUGUGUUCACCAUCUUUGAUAUUGUUUUAAUGUCACCUUUGCCUGAUUUAUAGCAUUUCUGGUAUAUUUUUAAAUGUUUAUACAAAAGUGUACUGUAUAUUGUAAUAAACAGAAUAGAGGAAAUCAGCUCUAACAUAUAUUAAUUAGGUAUGAAUAGUGGUCAAAGAGCCCGUCGUAAGUGUAAGUCGUCGGUAAACGAGUAUGUCACUGAGGAGAGGCUGUACACUUCUUAGGGAACUUGAAAAAUUUUAGGUGUCUGUUGAUUAAAGUAUGUAAUUAUUUUUAAACUAGUGUGUUCUUUAACUGUGCUUUUGUGUGCUUGUUAGUGUGAUUGAUUGCUUGAUUGACUUUUGAGGGUCUGUUUUUGCUUGAGUAUUAAAACAUAUACAUGUGUAUAUCCCUUUUUUAACAGGGGUUGAAUGACCUCAUAAGUCCAAAUGUUCUGUAUGUAUUAAAAUUUUCUUGGACCUGUUCACUAUUAAAUAAUCAUAGGUGUAAGCAAACUUGCCCACAAGUUUACUAGCCUUGGGAUUAAUCCCAGGUUCUUUUGGUUGUGAGCAAAAUUAGCUAUCACUGAGAAAAGUUGCAUGUUCUUUUUAAAAUGAAACACGGAAGGUAAUGCAUAUAAGUAAUUAAGAAACGUUUAGGGGGAAGGAGUAUUUUUGUUACUUAUCACAAAGAUUACUUGCCAAGCCAUUGCAAGUGAACUGAAUGCAUUCACUCUGCCUCUGCAUAAAAACAUGUAAUAAUCACUGAAAAUAAAUGAACCAUUAGCUGUGUUGCUCCUUUUGCAAGGACCAAUAUCUCAUUCAAUAAAUAAAAAUAGAUGGUUCAGACCCCACAACAAAGGGCCUGAACCAUCUGCCACCACUCUGGCAAGAAAACAAUACAUCAUGGGUGAAUGAUAGUGCAAAUCUGAAUUGAUAGUCAACACUGCCUCAAAACAGUAUUGUUUAUAAAGUGUAGGCAUAUGUAAAUCAUAUCAAAAUCUUAUGAUGCAAGUGAUACAAAUGGAGUGAGAACAAGCCUGUUUCCUCCGCACUACUGCUAGAAGCCACACUACCUUACUGAAAAGCGAAAUCAAAGAUUUUAAUAGUUUUCCAGAUUGCACUGCAAGUGAAUAAGUAAAGUAGAUAGAGGAAUUCUAGAUAAGAUUUAUGUUAGUUUGAUGAGGACAGUGAUGAAAAUUCUGUAGAAAUCAAUGAAGCUUGAUGCAGUUGUCUUUGCUGUGACAUUCUAUCAGUGAUUUUCCUCCUAGUCUCUUAUUACAUUAUCUUGAACCAUUAAUUUGUUAGAUUUUCAUGAAUUUUCUACACAGUACCAGGGCCAUAGUUUAAAAAAUGUAUUGCAUGACUGUCUUGGUCAUUCAUUGCUGCUAAGGAAGUAAAAACCACAUGAACCCCCUAGUUUGCUAACCUGGCAGACAUGUGCUUUUUUUUUUAUGUAUACGUAUAGUGGUACCUUGACUUAUGAGUUUAAUUUGUUCCUUGACCUAGCUCAUAGCUCAGUUUGCUCAUAUAUCAAAUAAAUUUUCCUCAUUGAAAUUAAUUGAAAUGCCAUUAAUCCAUUCCAGCAAAAUUCUUGCUCUUGGGAGGCAGGAGAAAAUACUUCAAUGUAAUGCUAAUAUCAUCUCUACGACUUGUUUAUAUAUCACAAUUGAUCUAAUAUGACAUAAUAAACAAUAUACACAACAUGGAAACAUGACAUAUACUCUAAAAUGAAUAAAAUUUGUCAUGUGAUGAGUGGUGGUGGCCACUCCCACUCCCGCUCUGACCAUAUCUUCCCAUUCUUCCCCUUCUGAAAAUGGAGUGUUUGUGAGGCUGACUGCACUAGAUCACUAGUUUCAUAAGGAAAACACUGACACAGUGUAUUUAUAAAUAAGAAAUUCAUUCAUUUAUGCAGGUUUGCCGGUACUACAGGCCCAGGUCUCCUCCAGAUGGCGUCCCGGCGACAAAUAGGAAAUUUUUUUUUUCCCCAACAAGUCGGCCGUCUCCCACCGAGGCAGGGUGACCCAAAAAGAAAAUACUUUCAUCAUCAUUCAACACUUUCACCUCACUCACACAUAAUCACUGUUUUUGCAGAGGUGCUCAGAACACAACAGUUUAGAAGCAUAUACGUAUAAAGAUACACAACAUAUCCCUCCAAACUGCUAAUUUCCCAAAACCCCUCCUUUAGAGUGCAGGCAUUGUACUUCCCAUUUCCAGGACUCAAGUCCGGCUACAUAAAAAUAAAAAUAACCGUUUUCCCUGAAUCCCUUCACUAAAUAUUACCCUGCUCACACUCCAACAGAUCGUCAGGUCCCAAAUACCAUUCGUCUCCAUUCACUCCUAUCGAGCAUGCUCAUGCACACCUGCUGGAAGUCCAAGCCCCUCGCCCACAAAACCUCCCUUACCCCUUCCUUCCAACCUUUUCGAAGACGACCCCUACCCCGCCUUCCUUCUCCUACAGAUUUAAAUGCUCUCCAUGUCAUUCUCCUUUGAUCCAUUCUCUCUAAAUGACCAAACCACCUCAACAACCCCUCUUCAGCCCUCUGACUAAUACUUUUAUUAACUCCACACCUUCUCCUAAUUUCCACACUUCGAAUUUUCUGCAUAAUAUUUACACCACAUGUCAGCAUAGAACUAUGCUGACACACCCAUUGCCCUUAGACAGGACAUCUCCACUGCCUCCAACUGCCUCCUCGCUGCUGCAUUCACAACCCAAGCUUCACACCCAUAUAAGAGUGUUGGUACUACUAUACUUUCAUACAUUCCCUUCUUUGCCUCCAUAGAUAACAUUUUUUGACUCCACACAUACCUCAACGCACCACUCGCCUUUUUUCCUUCAUCAAUUCUAUUUACCUUGGAGAAUAGAUGCUGGUGGAGGUGUAGGUGGAGGGUGGAAAAGAUAGACUACUUGCUACACUCUUAAUGCUACACUUUAUUGCUUGGCUGGCGCCAUACCCUUUAUUGACUCCUCCUGCUUUAGUAUCGUACAUAUCGUAGAAGCACUACGCUGGUACUGCCUGGCCAAGUCCACAACCCGCACACGUCACUCAUGUUUAUCUAUGAUUUCAUUCUUUAAUUCAAUGGACAGCAUCCUCUUUUUCUUAUCACUGUCCUUUGCACUUACUUUCUUAGGAUCCAUGUUUAGAAAAAAGAAAUAUGGCAAAAUAACUGCACAAAAUGCAAGCACAACACAAGAGAAAUGCUUCCAUAGAGAGGUAAACACAUGCACUGCUGAGCGGAUGUUGUGGCGUUCGCUGCGCCAACUGGUGGCGGUGUUCUGAUGCUCGCUCGCAACUCAGAUUUUGGCUCAUAACUCAGAGCAAAAAUCGACCAAGCAAUGGCUCAUAACUCGAAAAACUCGUAUGUUGGGACACUCAUAAGUCGAGGUUCCACUAUACAGUGGACCCCCGCAUACCGUUGGCAUCACAUAACGUUAAAUCCGCAUACCGAUACAUUUUAUCGCUAAGAUUUUGCCUCGCAUACCGCUAAAAACCCGCUCAACACUAUUCGUCCGAGACGCGUCUAAUGUGCGGCCUGAGCCAGCCUUAUAUGUUCCGCCGGUGGCAUUGUUUACAAGCCAGCCUCCGCGGUAACAUCCAAGCAUGCAAUCGUAACAUUUUGUAUUAUUACAGUGUUUUUGGUGAUUUUAUCUGCAAAAUAAGUGACCAUGGGCCCCAAGAAAGCUUCUAGUGCCAACCCUGUGGUAAAAAGGGUGAGAAAUAUUAUCGAAAUACUGUGGUACCAUGGUGAACUGCUGAUGCUGCUGCUGCUGUAGCACUGUCAGCUGCUGCUGUAGCACCAUCAGCUGCUGCUGCUGUACCACCAUCAGCUGCUGCUGUAGCACUGUCUGCUGCUGUAGUACCAUCUGCUGCUGUAGCAUCGUCUGCUGCUGCUGUAGCAUUGUCUGCUGCUGCUGUAGCACUGUCAGCUGCUGCUGCUGCUGUAGCACUGUCAGCUGCUGCUGCUGCUGUAACAUUGUCAGCUGCUGCUGCUGCUGCACUGUUAGCUGCUGCUGCUGCUGCACUGUUAGCUGCUGCUGCUGCUGUAGCACCGUCAGCUGCUGUUGCUGCUGUAGCACUGUCAGCUGCUGCUGUUGCUGCUGUAGCACCGUCAGCUGCUGCUGCUGCUGCUGUACCACCGUCAUCUGCUGCUGCUGCUGUAGUACUGUCUGCUGCUGCUAUAGUACCGUCUGCUGCUGCUGUAGCAUCGUCUGCUGCCGCUGUAGCAUCGUCUGCUGCUGCUGUAGCACUGUCAGCUGCUGCUGUAGCACCGUUGUUGGUGUGGCUUAUUGAGAAUACCAAGAAACAAUUAACCCCAGAGGGUUAGCCACCCAGGAUAACCCAAAAAAGUCAGUGUCAUCGAAGACUGUCUAGCUUAUUUCCAUUGGGGUCCUUAAUCUUGUCUCCCAGGAUGCAACCCACACCAGUCGACUAACACCCAGGUGAACAGGGAAAAACGCCUGGAACUAGUGCUCAUAUUGGUGAAUUUAAAGCCAGCAAAGGUUGGUUUGAGAGAUUUAAGAAUCGAAAUGGCAUACACAGUGUGAUAAGGCCUGUUCUGGAAGAAAAUGCCAAACAGGACCUACAGUACUCAGGAGGAAAAGGCACUCCCAGGACACAGUGUCUCAUCAGUCAUUGCUGCAUCUUCAAUAAAGGUAAGUGUCAUUUAUUCUUCAUUUAGUAGAGUAGUACAUGCACAAUAUAUAUUGUGCAUGUACUACUCUACUAUUGUGCAUGUAUCCUUCUCUUUGUGUGUAGGAAAAUGUAUAUUUCAUGUGGUAAAUUUUUUUUCUUCAUACUUUUGGGUGUCUUGCACGGAUUAAUUUGAUUUCCAUUAUUUCUGAAGGAGGGGUGUUAAUGUUGCAGUUUAAAAACUGUAGUGUAAAGCACCCUUCUGGCAAGACAGUGAUGGAGUGAAUGAUGGUGAAAGUUUUUCUUUUUCGGGCCACCCUGCCUUGGUGGGAAUCGGCCAGUGUGAUAAUAAUAAAAUAAUAAUAAAUAUUUCUUAUGGGGAAAAUUCAUUCGCAUAACGAUAAUUUCGCAUAACAAUGAGCUCUCAGGAACGGAUUAAUAUCGUUAUGCGGGGGUCCACUGUAUAUUUUGGGUGUGCUUUCCAUGGGAAAGUGGAACAGAAUUCUUCCUCCGUAAGCCAUGCAUGUUGUAAGUGGUGACUGGAAUCCUGGGAGCAGGAGGCUAGUAACCCCUUCUCCUGUAUACAUUACUAAAGUUAAAAAGAGAAACUUUCGCUUUUCUUUUUGGACCACCCUGCCUUGGUGGAAUACGGCUGGUUUGUUGAAAGAUGAUGAUCAUCAUUUUGGGUGUGUACAAACUUUCCUGAUGUUUGAGUGGGGAGCAGGUUCAUGUUAGUUUGUUCCAGACCAUAUCCUUUAUUAACCCUUAAACUUUCCAAACAUAGAUCUUCGUUGACGUACGUAGCACUCCGAACGUAGAUCUGUUUUUUUUUUUUACAUGCUUUCAAAUGGAGAAAGUAAAGGUCGGAACGCCAUGGACGUGAACGUAGAUCUAUGUUUGGACAGGUUCCGGGUUAAACAAACCUGUCAAACUGAAAUGUCUUUGCAUACACUAUAGACAUGUUUACAGCAUAAUGCCAUUCAUACUUUGAUCCCACCCUUUCCAUAGCACAACACAUUCUUGUUGCAAUGUAUGUGAGCCAAGGUGAAAAUAAAAUUUUUAGUAUAGAUUUACAGUUACAUUUAUACUGUAUCAGGUUAUCAAGCAAACCCACACACAAUGUACUUUAUUUUCAACUAUUUUGUGAUCUGGCAUGAUGAUGAAACUCAUACUGGUUUUGCGGUGUAACUUGUUUGAUCUUGGGGGCAUACAUAAUCACUGCAGCUCAACACGUGGGGCCCACUGAGUACGUAUUUGACCCUGUAUGCAUCACACACAGUUGAUAUCUGCAGCAGAGGUCAGCAGUUCAUGGAACAGGAAGGAUUUAAACUUAAGGGAAGCCUGUCCUAAAACUAGCAGGCCAGUGCUCUAACCAUUGUGUUGUCAGUGAUGUGAAUGGAGGGAGAAAAAACUUGAAGUAAAUACUCACAAAAGCAAAUACAGUAGUUAGAGCACUGGCCUGCUAUUCUAAGGUCUUGCUUCCCAGAGGUUUGAAUCCUGCCUGUUCCACAAGUUGUUUAAAAUUUGUAUUAAAGGUAUUGCAGUUUUAGGAGUCAAAGAUAGCAGUUUUUGCAAAAACAUGUCUUUCUCUCUGCUGUAAAUUUACAUCUUCAAAUUCAUCAUCCUUCAGACAUGUAGCCAGACCUAUUACAGAUGUUUAGAAGAAGCAUAGGAGACUGUCUGGAAGUAAAAUUGGCAUUUGGACUUCAGUGAUUGUGAACUUGGCAUUUGCAAAGCUCUUGAUUUGAGAAUUGCCUGAGAAAUACCUUAGAGUAAUUAAAGGCUAUCGAAGGUUGGUUUGAUAGGUUCGUGCAUCAUUUUGUCAGUGGUAAAUACAAACACCAUAAGAGCAACAUUCAGUGCUAUGCUGGUUGAAGAGUAAAAGUACAUAUCAAAUGCAUUAAAGACUUUUAUGUUUAGACUUCUGUUUCAAAGAUGAAUGAACCCACAGGAUCUACAUACCUGACAGAUAAUGAUGCCAGGAUUCAAAACAUCUAAUAAGAGAAUGAUGUUGCUGGUGACUAAAACUGAAAAUCCUUCUUAGAAACUAUUAUGAGACCUCUAGGACUCUUGAAGGAUGUUCAUACUCAUCUUAUCUGUGAUAUCAAAUGGCAACAUACUUAUUAUAUCUCUGCAUUAUUUGGAUCAGAGAAUGAAUUACCGGAAUUUACAUUGCACCUUAUUUUUUACAGGAACAUGCACUUUGUUAGUGCUACUCUGCUUAAUGCAUUACUCUCACAAAGUCAUGUAAGAACACUUAACAAGAAACUACUGUAAAAGUCUGCUGUCAAAAUGGAACCACUCAGGAAAAUUAUUGUAGAAUAUUUAAGUUGACAGACAAUUGACAUUAGUAAUAUUUGUUGCUUUAUUUUAUGAAGACCGCAUUAACGUAGACCUGUUGGGGUCGUACAGUCUUAAAAUUUUAACAAGUAAGGAAAUAAAAGAUAAAUCUGUUCGUCAACCACUGAUGUGCUUGGGAAAUGAGUCACUAAAGCACAGUCCUCAUAAUCUACACUUAGAGUGACAGCUUCAGGAAUAAAACUUUGACAAAAAAUUUAGUACGUAAUUUAUAGUGGGUCUGUAUGGAAGUUUGUUGCAUAUGAUAAUUGUCACCAUCAUCAAGAUUGCUGUUAUCAAUUUAAUAUUAAUAAUUUAGGCCUAUGCACAUUCACCAUUCUCUGAUUUUUCUAAAUGAUAAGUAACUGUUGUCUGAUGUGCCUGCAACUUGCAGUCAGUAAAUUUUGUACAGUAAUUUAAUUCUCUCUCAUAUGUAAGCUAUGUAAUUUUUCUCUUGGAGAAAUUAUAGGGUAAUUGAUGUUAUUUUAAAGUAAAGAAAUGUUAUCAAUGUUAGAUAUUUUAUCUGCAAACAGAAUUUUAUGCAAUUUGUAAUACAAUAGAGUAAUUGGCUUAUGUAUUACUAAAUUGUGGAUUUUAAAUCCAGUCAUGAAUUUUCCACAUAUAGUAUUGUACAAAGUGUACAGUUUUGUGUAUUAAACUGUAACUGCAGGGAAUACAAAGUAUUCUACAUAAUGUACUUGAGAAGUCUGGUUAAGUAUGAUUUUACUGUAGUGCAUAGGUCAUAAUGGUCUUUUCAUAUAUAUUUUUUUUAAUUGCCCUGUUGAUAGGCUUCUACCGAUAUAGUGUAUUCUUUAAUGCCUGGUAAUUUAGAGAUGUAGAUCAUUGGUAUCAUGUACUGACAAGUAUGGUAACAAGACAUUGUGCCACAGGACACCGUAUGACAUAACUUGCAUAUAGUCUUGUUAACAUAUUUAAGAUGUAAAGAAAAUUCUCUUGAGUAAUAAGUCUGGUUAUGCAGAACAUUUUGUGCUGAUUGAAAUGAGAACUUAAAAUUGCUGGACACUACAUAACUGAAGUAAGAUUAUUUGAAUGUUAGGCUCAGUAUAAUGUUGCCAGAGGAUAGGAUUAUUAAAUAUAAUUCACUUUAUUUUUAUGACUCAAGUUUAGACUGUAUUUAUGUAAUAUAAUAAAGAAUAUCCUCA
Messenger RNA from Cherax quadricarinatus, 12127 nucleotides. The record is from RefSeq and is a predicted model, not a curated record. Lineage: Eukaryota; Metazoa; Arthropoda; Malacostraca; Decapoda; Parastacidae.